This is a messenger RNA of Scophthalmus maximus (turbot), 1546 nucleotides long. RefSeq names its product tRNA phosphotransferase 1 (gene trpt1). Gene Ontology annotation, molecular function: tRNA 2'-phosphotransferase activity. Lineage: Eukaryota; Metazoa; Chordata; Actinopteri; Pleuronectiformes; Scophthalmidae. Gene Ontology annotation, biological process: tRNA splicing, via endonucleolytic cleavage and ligation. The record is from RefSeq and is a predicted model, not a curated record. The transcript is spliced from 8 exons. Bases 168 to 851 code for a protein of 227 amino acids.
UACGUUUCCAUGGUGAUCUGCCCGAAUUCCUCCGCGCAGUGACACUGUCCAGUGUUCGUCGGGGACCGGUUCAUGUCUUCACGCGUGACGCUACACACAGACAACACGGCCAGUGGACAGAAGCAGCUUUAAAUCAUGAUCUGAACGACGGAGCUGUCUGCAUUUAAAUGGACGCUGACAGAGGAGGAAGAGGAGGAGGCAGAGGAAGGAGAAGAAACCGUGGUGCAGAGGACAGAGACGUCCGCCUGUCUAAAUCCAUGUCAUAUGCUCUUCGCCACGGAGCCAACCAGAUGGGUCUUCUAAUGGCUACAGAUGGGUUCUUGUAUGUGGAGGAACUCCUGGCUCACUCGCAGUUUCACUUGUACUCAUUGGAAGACAUUGAGCGGGUCGUGGCCACAAAUGACAAGCAGCGCUUCAAGCUCCGUUCCCACCCAGAAGAUGGACGCCUGCAGAUUCGAGCCAAUCAGGGCCAUUCAGUGCAGGUAAGGGAUUUGGAGUUGAGACCGGUCCUGACUGGUUCUCCAGACUGCCCUGCUGAGGCCGUCCAUGGCUCCUACCUCGGCAAAUGGAACUCCAUCCAGCUGCAGGGCCUGAGCCGCAUGAAGAGGACACACAUCCACCUGGCAUCAGGACUCCCAGGGGAGGACGACGUCAUCAGUGGAAUGAGAAAAGACUGUGAUCUUGCUGUGUUUAUCGAUGUACCAAAAGCUCUCGCUGAUGGUAUUGAGUUCUUCUGGUCAGAGAAUGGUGUGUUGCUGAGUGCAGGUGACUCAGAGGGGAAAAUUCUUCCAAAAUACUUCAGCAGAGCCUUAAGACUGAGACCCACAAGAAGCAUCCUGCCACUGCAGUAGCAGCUGCGGAUACCGAUUUGUCAUUGGUCGUAGGAAGGCUGACCUGACAGUGCUAGCGUCCCGUGGUUGGUUGGUGCUUAACCUAAUUCCCUUGGUAACACUUGGCUCUUUGGCAGGAGCAGUGAACUGGUUUCGGUUAGUAAUAGCAUAGUCUAUUCAGGGUUCAUCCUUAAUGAACUAAAUUGGAAAACUUGUCAUUUUUCAGUUAUUGGGACACAAAUCGUGGGAAGCAUCUUUAUUUCGUUUUAUUUAUUUUUCUUAAUAUUUAUAACCAUUCAACCAACUUGUGCUGGCAAAUGACACUUUUAAAUAUAGAGGGUUAGUUUUCUUUUUUGUAUUGUUUGUGCUAAAAUAAACUAUGGCACACAGACUACCUGAGCAGUUGUAAAAUAUAUAACACUGGUUACAAACAGACACAGGCCUUUAAACAGAGAAACAUUUGAAGAGACAUUGCAUGUGUGUUUAGUCAUGUGUCUAUGGAAAAGCAGAGGAUGCAGAAACUGUGGUUUUAGUUAAUGGACUGCCUUCACAGUUUCUUGUAAGAUAAGGACACACUCGCAUCAUGUCAGAGGAGAAAAUUAAUUGAUUACAAACAACAGAAGUGACCAUAUGUCAUGACUCUAAGGAGGGACAACAACAAAGAAUCAAAUGUGAGUUGCUGUAUUUAAUAAAUCUUUGUUUAUUUAUUAUGUUUA